This is a messenger RNA of Helianthus annuus (common sunflower), 441 nucleotides long. RefSeq names its product telomere repeat-binding factor 4-like. NCBI's taxonomy places the organism in Eukaryota, Viridiplantae, Streptophyta, Magnoliopsida, Asterales, Asteraceae. The transcript has 3 exons. Gene Ontology annotation, molecular function: double-stranded telomeric DNA binding. The record is from RefSeq and is a predicted model, not a curated record. Bases 1 to 441 code for a protein of 146 amino acids.
AUGGGUAAUCCAAAGCAGAAAUGGACGGCGGAGGAGGAAGAAGCCCUACGCGCCGGCAUCGCUAAACACGGCACCGGAAAAUGGAAGAACAUCCAGAAAGAUCCCGAGUUCAACCACCUCCUACAUUCUCGCUCCAAUAUCGAUCUCAAAAUGAAUUUGUUUUGUAUCAACUUCCUUUGUGCUAUUGAAGAUGAUAAAUGGAGGAAUAUGAGUGUAAGUGCAAAUGGCCAAGGUCCUAGGGAAAAAUCGAGAACACCGAAACCAAAAUGUAACACGGAUUCGCCUGCUAUGCCGUUGGCCAUUCCACAAGCUCAUGGUCCUUCACCUCCAGUUGCAGUUGAUCCAGUAUCGACUGACUUGAAUAUGGAUGAUGGUUCAAAAUGCUUACUAGAUGGGAAGACAGCUUCAAAGUAUGUUACUUACUUUCUCACUGGUUAUUAG